AUGGCGGCUCCACUGGGAGGUAUGUUCUCCGGGCAGCCACCUGGACGCCCCGGGGACUCCAGGGGCCAAGCUUCGCUUCUUCAGGCCGUGCCAGGCCCUCCGAGAACUUCUAACAGCACCUUGGUGGAUGAGUUGGAGUCUUCUUUUGAAGCUUGCUUUGCUUCUCUUGUGAGUCAGGACUAUGUCAAUGGCACGGAUCAGGAAGAAAUUAGAACUGGUGUUGAUCAAUGUAUCCAGAAAUUUCUGGAUAUUGCAAGACAGACGGAAUGUUUUUUCCUACAGAAAAGAUUGCAGUUAUCUGUCCAGAAACCAGAGCAAGUUAUCAAAGAGGAUGUCUCCGAACUAAGGAAUGAGUUACAGCGGAAAGAUGCUCUGGUCCAGAAGCACUUGACCAAACUGAGGCAUUGGCAGCAGGUGCUGGAAGACAUCAACGUGCAGCACAAAAAGCCAGCCGAGAUCCCUCAGGGCUCCUUGGCCUACCUCGAGCAGGCAUCAGCUAAUAUCCCUGCACCAAUGAAGCAAACCUGAGUCAGAGCUGAUCUGAAGGUGAUCUGGUGUGUGAGUCAGCCUAAACACAGUCUUGACAGACAUCACUUCUUGUGGACAUGACAUUUUGGAAGAACUCUUUGCCAAAGAAUAAGAUGAUUUUUGUUGAUGAUCUCACCUAAAAUUUUCCCCUUUUUUUAUAAGCGUUAUUUUUUGAGUACUUUAUAAAAUGCCUAUAUAGUUUUGGUAAAUCAAGUAAAUUUUCCCAUUUGUAGCAAAGUUUAGACUGUUAGUGUGAUGCCACUUACAGAUUUCCUUUUCAUGUUCUUUUUUCUGUUUGUACUUUUUGUUUUUGUAUGACUUAGUCUCUUUGUGUUUCCAGUUUUAGAUUAGCUUGUAUGAUCUGAUCUAAGAAUCAGGUGAGGAUUUUGU
Molecule: messenger RNA, 918 nt
Organism: Enhydra lutris kenyoni (northern sea otter)
Lineage: Eukaryota; Metazoa; Chordata; Mammalia; Carnivora; Mustelidae
Product: mediator of RNA polymerase II transcription subunit 28
Exons: 1
Coding region: 1-528 (175 amino acids)
Cellular component (GO): mediator complex
Source: RefSeq, a predicted model, not a curated record